GCCUCGUUGAAUUGUGUUUUGUUUUUCUUAGUUAUGGCAUUUCUCUUCUUGAAGAACCUCGCAACUUUUGCUGUACUUAUGCUUAUGUUGAUGAUAAUAUUGAUAUCGAAUGUGACCGUCAUUUCCCCAACCUGCGAUAUUUAUUCUGACGGUUCUAGAUUCUUCAGCUGUGUGAACACUUCAAAUACUACGGAUGUUAACUUGAGUUUGAUCGAGGUACCACAAUAUGAAUAUUCUUACACCUAUGUAUUGGUUACAUCUUUUUUUUUUUUAUUCGCGUGUUUCCUGAACGAGGACUUCUAUAACCCAUUCGCAUUAAGAUACAUAGAUAGCAUUGAAGAUAUUACUGACUAUACAUUCGAUGAUUUAACCAACGAAGUUGUAAAAUUGAUCAGAUUCAAAACAGACGUGCUAUUCUUGAUGAGAGACGUAAUUAAACAUAUAUUUGAUAUUCUACACAUGAUUGUUCACCUCAUAUUGUCUUACGGUUUUUCUUUCUACUGCGCCUUGAAUAUGGGAUAUACCACAGAAGAGGCUAAAUAUGAGUUUUUUCCAUCAGUGAAAAAGUGCAGUUUUGAUCAUUGGCCUUUCCGAGCCGAGUGCAAAGUAGGAUAUGGCACCGUUCUCAAGGGCGUCUUUGUCGUCUUAUGGAUGUGGUAUUUCGUCACAAGUCUCAUCAUCGUCUGCUGUAUAAUAAACAAAAUUUGGAAAUGUUAUAAAACAAAAAAAGGACUCAGAUAUAAAAAUUUUACCACGUUGGAAGACUGGCUCGCUUUUAUAUGUCAAGAAAAAAUAAUUCAUCUGAAUAGGAUGUCGUGUCGUCUUCACAUAAAGGAUUUCGAAGAAGCUGCGAGGAGGUUGGUCUUGGAGCCACAGGUGAAGAGGUUGGGGCCGCGAGACUUGGAAAUAGAGAUCGAAUUGGAAACUCUCCUCCCAGUCAUCUCUAGCUCUUGGCCAUCCUUGGAUUCCCAGAUCAGCCAUACAGAAUGAUCAAAUUUCCACGUAUCCAGUCCAUGUAAGCUCCACUCGUAUAACUCGUAUUAAUUUGUUUAAGUUCUAGUAUUAACUAAAACAGUAUAACCGUCAACAUAUUUAAGUAUUAUAUUAUUAAACUUGAUCUCUUAUCUAUCAAUAAUUUUCAUUCUAUUUAAGGAAGAGUUUAUUUUAUUUCAAUAAUAACAACCUCUAAUAAAAGAAAUAUUUAUUUAAAAUUUUAUAAGGGACUUACAUAUAUAACUUUUUUUUUCUUUAUUAAAUCAUCAGAAUUCUUAUUCAGACAAACCAAAAGGAACAUUAGAUAAUUAUAGUUUUCUUGAGAAUUUCUUCUAUUCCAUUUUCUUUUUUCGGUUUUGGUGAAAUUUAAUUUUAAUUUUUAUCUGUGUUGAUAAGUCAGAUUAAGUCAUAAUAUGCACAGUUAUUUCAAAUUAUUUUCAAAUCUAUUGUAAUGAGUCAACUCUCGUAUAAUAUUAAUUAUAAUCAUUUGUUAAUUGGAAGAGAGAGUUGCAAAUUUGUAAAAAUAUAUUUAUUUAUUUAUUAGAGAUUGAAAGAUUUUCAUGUAGCUAAUGUAUGUGAUUAUCAAAAAAUAAAAAAAAUAGUUUUAUGCCAAACGAUUUUAUUGUGUAAACA
Messenger RNA from Nezara viridula (southern green stink bug), 1626 nucleotides. The record is from the annotation of a GenBank genome assembly. Lineage: Eukaryota; Metazoa; Arthropoda; Insecta; Hemiptera; Pentatomidae.